CAAUAGAGACAACAUGGCGAGAUCGAAGGACAAGAAGAAGGACGCAGAAAACGGCGAAGCAGAUGAAACAAAGGACGAUUCGAGGAUUGAUGAACCUACUAUGGACUAUGAAGAACUUGUGAAAAGAGUAUGUGUAAUUGCAAAGCCCCUCGCAAGCAGAAAACUUACAAAACGAUUGUACAAAACUGUCAAGAAAGCAUCCAAAGCGAAGAGUUUGAGGAGAGGAGUCAAAGAAGUAGCAAAAGCCUUACGAAAAGGCGAGAAAGGGUUUGUUGUCAUAGCUGGUGAUGUCUCCCCAAUCGAUGUCAUAUCCCAUAUUCCCAUUGUCUGUGAGGACAACAAAAUACCAUAUGCUUAUGUACCAUCAAGAUUGGACCUUGGAGCUGCAAGUCAAACCAAACGACCCACAAGUAUAGUAUUGGUCAAGUCCCAUGAAGACUUUGAGGACAACUACAAAGAGUGUUUUUCAGAAGUGAAGAGCUUGCCACUUCCAUUAUAAUCUUCUCAAAUAUGCAUUUUGUGAGGGGGGAGGUUAAAUCCAGAGCUCAAAGCCCAGUCAGUCCUCUUAACUAGUCUUACAGCUUUAUUAAAUGUAAGAAGUCAUUUCUUCUUAAGAACUGACUGGGUCAAAAAGCAUUGGUGAAAAUGUUGCACCACUGAUGUAUACAUGUGAUAUCUAAAACCCUCUUAACUGCAUGUGACAGAUUUGUUUGUCAGUGGUAACUAUCGCAAAGCUAGGAAAAGCCAGGGCCCAUGUAUUAAAUGAAAUGAGAAAUCCAAAAUCAUUUCCCAUUUGUAUGAUAUUGUUGACUGGAUGCAUUUUGUUGCUAGGCUGAAACAAUGUGGUACUUUUCCCAUUCAUACACUAGUUGUCUUAGGUGUAGGACAUUUUCAAGUCUUUUGUCUAGUUAUUUUGAGGUUUAUUUUUUAGUGAAACCACACAAUCACAAUAAUAAUUGGUAUGUAGAUUUGAUGAGUGAGGUUGUUAUUUUUUUGUCAAUUUUGUAUCAUUUACCCGAUUAUGAAAGAAUGAUUUACCACAGAUGAAUAGGCACUUUCCAGUCAGCAAUCUUAUGGUAAAAAAAUGCCUUGAACUGGAAAGCAGGUUAUACACUUAGACAUCAGAGAAAAUAUGGGUAAAGUUUAUGUAUUUGGGUUAUUUAGGGUGGGAAUUUGCUCUCCCGCAAGGUGUUUUUUAGCUGGUGUAAUAACUAACUGCAUAGGGCUUUACCAUCACUUUGGUGCUUUUGCAAAACUGGUCAUAAAAGUCUCUUUUAUGUAAGACUUUGUACUGUGUUGCUUAUGCAUGAUGCAUAGAAUAAACCCAAGUGGAAAACAA
This is a messenger RNA of Pocillopora damicornis (cauliflower coral), 1339 nucleotides long. Its product is annotated as H/ACA ribonucleoprotein complex subunit 2-like protein. The record is from RefSeq and is a predicted model, not a curated record. Gene Ontology annotation, cellular component: ribonucleoprotein complex; nucleolus. Gene Ontology annotation, biological process: ribosome biogenesis. Lineage: Eukaryota; Metazoa; Cnidaria; Anthozoa; Scleractinia; Pocilloporidae. Gene Ontology annotation, molecular function: RNA binding.